Messenger RNA from Elgaria multicarinata webbii, 3270 nucleotides. Its product is annotated as collagen alpha-1(I) chain-like. NCBI's taxonomy places the organism in Eukaryota, Metazoa, Chordata, Lepidosauria, Squamata, Anguidae. The record is from RefSeq and is a predicted model, not a curated record. The coding region runs from base 1 to 3270 and encodes 1089 amino acids. The transcript has 11 exons.
AUGACGGGUGUGACACACAUGACGUCACGCGGCCCAUGUGAACUGAGGGCGAUGAUCCUGAAAGCAGAUCAGAUCCCGGAGCGAGAUCCAAAGGGUCGGAUUGUGAUUUGCCCGCCAUUUUGCCCCCUUCCCCACUUACUUGACUCCACAGAGGACGGCAGCAGCAGCAGCAGCAGCCAGCGUCUCCCCACAGCUCAGCUUGAGGUCCUGCAAGCCGUCUGCCCAGACCUGAACUUCCUCAGUGAACCCGAGCAAAAUGGAAGAUUGAACCCCCAGCUGCCUCCCCACCCGCUGUGUUCUGGAUCCAUGACGUUCGUUUUGAAAUGCACGGAGAAACGCCAGGUUUUCAACUACUCUCCCAGUUGUGGCGUUAAGAGCGGGAGAGGGGAAGCAACCCUUUCCCGGAAGGGAGGUGAAGGGAGAAUGAUGCCCGAGGUGACCCGAGGAGCUUUGCGCCAGAGCUCCGCAAGGACCCCUCGCCGGCCCGGCCGAGCAGCCGUCAGGCGGCCCCGUCCCCAAACUCCCCUUCCGCCCUCUGGCUCCUCCCCGCCCUCCAGGCUUAGCGGUCCAGAGGCGCGGAACAGAGCCAGCCUCCGCCCCUCUCAGUGGCCGCUGCGGAAGGGCCGCCGCCCCCGGAAGCCCCCUGCCCCCGAGCGCCUCUCUUCCUGGGCCCGCGGGGGCGACAGUGCGCGCGCCCCGCCGUCCCGGCUGCCAGGGCUCGCCUCCCUGGCCGGGUGGGCCGCUCGAGCGGCCGCCUCUGCGCAGCCGGCCGGGAGGAGCCUCCUCGGGGCCCCUGGAUGUCCCGGAGGCCUGGAUGUCCCUGGCAGCCCGACACCCGCCGAGGCGCCCCCGAGGCUCCUUUUGCGUCGGCUUCCUUCCACCGCCGCCCUGGGACUCGCCGUGGCUGCCUGCAUCGCAACGGCAGUGUUCCCCUGCAAAGAAGGACCGGGACCGGGAGGCGCCCUGGCCCAGACCCGGGCAGAAGAAAGCCCUUCCGCAGCGCUCCUGGCCCAGAGCCGCCCGCGGAGAGACCAGGCGGGGAGCCUCCCGGGACGCCGCCGCCGCCGCCAGGGGCCCGGCGGACCAUCUGAUCCAGCCCCAGCCGAGAGCCCAGAGGGGGCCAAAGACCGCCCAGCCGGGCAAGGCUGGCGACGCUCCUGGCGAGCGCCCAGAGGAGGGGGGGGCGUGCGUGGGGGCAGCGCACCUCACAGAAAGGGCGGGGGGGCGGGGGGCCUUCGCACCCCUCGUUCUCUGCCAAAGGACCGAGAGCUGCUGCAGCCCAAGGGCGAGAUGGCCAAAGGCCAGCCCCAGGGGUGGUUCUGGGGUAAAGCCACGGGCAUCGUUGCACAUUACCAGCAGCUGAGGGUGCCACUGGGCAGCUUUACCCCUCAGCAGGCCACACCUUUGAUGGCGCAUGAGCAGGUAUGGCAGGAGCUCAGCCAGGCUUUUGAGGUUCAGCCUACCUUGGCAUCGCUGAGGUAUGACGAAUCCUUCAGGAUGCGGGUGGCUGCCACCUGUCCCUCGGAUGCCCUGCCGCGCACUUCGCCUCCAAGCCCUACCCGGACUGGGGCGCUGCCCGGCAGCGCUGCCUCCCAGGCGGAGUCCGCGCCUCGCCUGCCGACUCCCCAGCGCCGGUUCCGCCUGGAGAAUCUCCGCCGGCACCCUCGAGAGCCGCUGGCUGGGCGCGCCCGCGAGGAGCCGUCGGUCCGCGCGGGGCAGGAGAAGGAAGGCAACGUCUCCGCAGCUCCUCCAAAGGCGCCAGCGCCGGUGCGGGGAGCGGGCUCCGUCCGCUCCCCGCCCGCGACGGCCUUGGCUUGUGGCGGCUCGGCCUGCUCCGUGCCGGCGACGGGAGCCGCGCGGACCGCGCCGUCCGCUUCCCUGCCUGGGCGCCCCCGAGCACCCGCCGGCCAAGGAGCGGAUGCUGGGCCGAGCUGCCCAGGGGAGAGGCCACGGGGGUGCGGCAGGCGGGGCGCCCGGAACCCGGACGGGCGAGCGGCGGCGGCGGCCAGCCAGCCUGCUCCGGCUGGAUCGCCCAGCGUCGAGGGCGAACAAGCGUCGGGCGGCCCUGCAGUGCUUCGGGAGCCCCCUCCGCUCGCCCGCCCGCCCGCCCACCCGCCUCUCUGCAGCCACAGCCACCGACGUGUGCGUGGGAAACCUAAUGACGCAAUGACGUCAAUGCAGGUCAGCAGCGGGCUGGAUGGCGGAGCCGCGCCGCCCAGGGCUGCCUCCCCGCCGCCCGCCGCCCAGGGCUGCCGGGCUCGGCUCCUUCGCAGACGGGAGGCGAGCUGGGACGGGCGCGAGAGGCCAGCAGCUGGGCGUGGGAGGGCGGCAGCGGCGGGGUGCCGGGAGACUCCAUCCCCCACCGAAGCGGAAGGCACUUGCCCCGUCGGACUCGCGUGGCUGUGGCGGUCUGAGAAGGGCGGGCGGGGCUGCGCUCUCUCGCGCCUCGUGUCUUGGGAGCCCCCGGGGGAUGCAAGCAGACCGUUGCUCGGGGUCGUCGAGAUGGAGGCAGCCGCCUCCCCCACAGUGGGGAAGGGGUCCGCCCCGCAGCUCCCUGAGCGUGGGUGGGUGGGGGAGGAGCGGGUGGCUUCUUUGCGCAUCCCAGAAACAAGCCCCUUCCCGCCGACUGGGUCCGUGUCCGAGAAGGGCCUCCUGGAGGAAGCGCCCUCGAGGGAGCGAGCCCGUCGGUGGCUGCAGCUGCAGCCGCGCAGCUCCCGGCGAGCCCGCGGGGAGAGCUUGGUGGGAGGUUGGGGCGGCCGCCGGCUCUGGCGAGGCACGAGGCGGACCCGCCCGGGCCCGGGGGGCGCCGCCGAGUGCCCCUCGUCGCUGCCGGAGAGCCGGGCGGCGGCUGUGCCUCACCGCCGGCGGCUGCCCGUCUCCGCUUCUUCGCCGCCUCGCCCUGCAGAGUCGGUCCCUCUCCCAGCGGGAGCGGCUGGGGCAGCCGCCGCCGCCGCCUCCCUUCGUGUCGCCGCUCCCGCCGGCGCUUGGUUUCAGCACCACGAGCCCCGAACAGCUCCCGGCUCCCGCGCGGAAGGCGUCGCCCUGCCCGCCGGCCCGCCCACCAGCCGCUCGGGCGAGAGGCCGCUGAUCACCUGGAGCCUCGCGGCAGGUGCGGCCGGGCAGACUUCCUUCCUCGACGCGCUCGAGCGCCACCAGACGCCAAGGGCCUGCCCUGUGCAGUCCCAGAAGCAGCCGCCGGUGCCUGGAGGGCCAGGCCCCGUGGGGGGGGGGGGGCUGCCGAGCCCCUGGGCAGCAGCCCGGUUCUUCUAG